AUGGCUAAAAUAAAAUUUCGAGUAACUAGACAUAAAUUUCAAGAGAACUUGCGACAAGGUGGAAUUAUGAAAAUUAAUUCAUACAGAAGAGGGUCAAGACUUGUUUCAAAAUCGUUUGAAUUUACUAUAGAUGUUGUCAUUUGUGGGAAAAGAAACCCAAACAAUGUAAUUUUUGAAGAUUUUGCAAGGAAAAGAAUUGAACAGUUAUAUCAAUGUUUGGUUGAUAUUGGCUAUACAGCAGAAGAUAAAAGUAAGUGGAACCAGAAAACAUUUUAUUGUUUGUGUGACUCACCCAAAGAUUGUACUAGAUGUCAAAGAAAGUUGGAAUCCAUUAAAAUAAACAUACGUGUUGGGGUAUUAGGUCGAGGUGAGAAACAAGUCAAUAUUUACAAGAGUUGGAUUGAUGAAACAUUUGAUAUUUUAUUUAAUAAUUUUAGUGAAAUUUCCCAAAUGGAUGAGUUUGUUACUCCAACAAAGAAUGGGUAUUCUAAAAUGAAUACACUUGAUACUACUCAGAAAACAGUCAAUAAAACUAUAGUUGAUAUUAAAUCUUCAGGAUUUAGAGACAUUUUAAUACAAAGAAAAAAAUUGAAUGAAAAGCAUAUACUAUUUGACAAAAAAAAGGGAAUAGAUAGAAAGAAAAUGAUGGCAAUCAAUAAUCUUGGUCUUGGUUAA
Molecule: messenger RNA, 675 nt
Organism: Candida tropicalis MYA-3404
Lineage: Eukaryota; Fungi; Ascomycota; Pichiomycetes; Serinales; Debaryomycetaceae
Exons: 1
Coding region: 1-675 (224 amino acids)
Source: RefSeq, a predicted model, not a curated record